CUCCUUUCACCAUUUUUCAUUAGAGAGGAUUUGACAAGAGAGUUCACCUGUUAGUGGGCCCAAAGUUUGUGAAAUAUACGAAAAAAACAAAAGUGGAGAAAGUUAUAUUCCCACCGUAUCUGUGUUAGUAGUACGGUAUGAUGACGUUACCAUAAUGCACGAACUGUUCGCUCAAGUUUUAAACAAUCGAGAUCUUUCUCGUGCUGGUGAUCUAUUUUCCUUGGACGAUCAAAGCAUCGUGGAUGAUUUGUCAGAGGUCCUCUUUAAAAUCCAGGAACUGUCAAGUGACUCAGAGUUUAUCCUUAAUGGUAACAAUCAGAGUGUUGUGGAGAUUUGUAUUAACAGGGUUACUUCUGCAAUUAGGGACACUGGAACGAUUGAGAAGCAUGCUGCACCUCUUGUGGCCUUAUUAGAAUCUUGCCUCAAUCAUGAUCUUCGCCCAUCUAACAAAGAUGAAGAUCCACCCCAUGCAAAAAUUGCAUCCGAAAUUGUAAAUUGCAUUUUUCUGAACUACAGCAAAAAACCAAUAAUGAAGCUGUUACUACCUGUGGCAGUCAAGUUUCUCCAUCGUGGAAACAAAGAACUUAGAAGAAACCUUUCUAGUUAUCUGUCUCUAGCAGCUAAUAGCAAUGCAGAUCUCUUGGCACCUCAUAUUCAGCCAAUUAUAGACAGUGUUAUAAGUGGAAACUACGUGCUUGCAAAAGUUCUUCCACAAAUUUAUGCCGUCAACAAAGAACCCAUCCACGACCAUGUAAUGGCACUAGUGUCUCUGCUACCCCUGUGUGAAAAAUCAGAGAAAAUAAGCCUUUUAAAAUUGUUCAGUCUGAUUGCCAAAAAUAAACCUUCGAUGCUGGAAAGUAACUUGCCACAGUUCAGUGGUUGUCUGACCAUCCCAAAUUGUACAAUAUGUGUACUUCAGAUAUUCUUAGACAUGGCUGUUAUUUGCCCUUUACCAUUCACAGAACACCUGCAAAAGAUGAAAGUUGUAGGAGAACAGUAUCCUGGGUCACUCCCUCUAGUGGCUCGCAUUCUGGGAAUUGUCGGGAAGUUAAGCCUGGAACGAGGCAAAGAGUGCUUGGAAUAUCUUGUUGCUCAGCUGACUAAAACUGACCACUCAUGCUUGCCUGUCUUACUGAAGGAAAUCAAAGGUAUAACAGAAGUUUUUCCUAUACUUUUACCUCUUUUCCUCCCUGAUAUCUGCAGUCAUACUGAAGGCUCAACUUCCACAGCUCGAUGGCUCAUUCAGGAACUGAAAGCUGAUUCUUCAAGCCCCCAUAAACAUCAAAAUCAUGUAAACUGGACUUCUGGAGGAGUUACUACUGUCAGGGUUGGAGGUAGUAAACAAGAUUUAAUGGUAACAUCUGCUAUUACUAUAGCAACAACUCUGUCCACAACAACUGUUACAUCAAUAACUGCUCCUGUUACAAAGUUAGUUACACGUAAUAUUGUUACCGGUCCAUCUAGGGAGAGUCGAGGAAACUUUGCCAACUCCAGACACAAUCUUGUAAGUGUGCCAGAACAGAGAUCCCUCAGUCAUCUGCUUUCUAAUCCACCCAUGAAUCGGAGCUUAGGCCGACUUCCAAUGGCAGGAGGAAUUGCGGUUCAUCACAGUAAUGGCCGACUAAGUUCUCCAUCUGGGCGAGCUGUUAGCAUGACUAGACUUAGUUCUGGUUCUGGCAUGAACAAAAGUUUGACAACUCUUAGUAAUCGACAUUUGCUGGUUCCCCAUGCUUCCAAAGUUGCAAGUGGUGGUGGUGUUACUGUCACCAUCCCUGUUGCUGGUACCAAACAGAAGAGUUUCAGUAGUAGCAUUCCAGUUCUUGAAGAAGAAAGCUAUGACAGAAUGACAGUCUCUAUAACAAGUUCCACUGCCAAGAGUGAUUUCAUCAGUGAAGCACCUUCAUUCCAUCCAAGUCAUUCCUUGUCUGUUACUCCCGCCACAAGUCAUUCAGCUGUCACAUCACCUUCUGUCAAUGGCAGCCCGGAGCCUUCUUCUCCUUGUAGUACAACAGCACCAUCUACUGCAAGCGUGUACUCUCAAACUCCCAGAAUGAAGAGCAGUUCUACUAGUGUUACAGUCAUUACAAACUCAGGGAAUCGAUCACCUUCUGGAACACAGCGUAUUUCGGUAUUUGAGCCAUCACCAAUGCGGGAUGCCAUUCAGCACUUCUGUAAAAAGCACCUUGAUAAAAUCAAGUCUUUCAUGCAACAUGUGUUUGUAAAAAUUCCUCUUCCAGUGAGAUGUACUAUUGAAGAAAGAAAAGCCAAAAAACAUGCCAAGCUUCAUUUUGCAUGUCAAGGUCAAGGAGAACACUGUCUAUAUACCAAAACCUACUUUGUUAUGAAGACCAAAAACCCUAGGAUAUGGAUACAUUUAAUGUUCCUCGCUCUCCAGGCUCGUGCAAAUUCAGCUUUAAGCACCCGAGAGACUUCUGUUAGUAGCUUACGAAACUGCUGGGACACGUUGAAGGUGGAUAACAAAACUUUUCUGACGUUGGUCACCUCAGCAUUCCCCUCAGCUAAGGAUCAAGACAUGCUUAUAGGUGAACUUAGGCAUAAUAGGUUUUUCGAUGUAUUUGAAUACAAUGGUCCUUUGAAAUUGUGGGGUUGUUUCUUGUGCAACCAUCCUGACCGUGCUCUGGACUUUUUACAAGGCAGUGAACCAGUCAUUGAGGGACAGCUCAAAGAAAAGAAAGCUAAAUGGAAAAUCUUUCGUCGUUGGAGAACUCGUUAUUUUACUUUAUCUGGAGCUCACUUGUCUUACCGUGGCUCAGGAAAACACAAGGAUGCUCAGCCCAUUGAAGUAAGCCAAAUCCGUACGGUGCGUGCCAUCAGUAGUAGAGGGAGAACCAUCCCAAAAGCUUUUGAAAUUUUCACAAAUGACAGAAUCUUUGUGCUCAAGGCUAAGGACAGUAAAAAUACAGAACAGUGGGUACAGUGUUUGUCUAUUGCCUUAGCUCACUCUCAUGCUCGCGUGGCUCUUUGAGAGAGUAAUUUGUCUUCAAGGUUUGUUACUCUAGUUGUAUGAUACGCACAGAACGCAAAGAGCUGGUCUCUUUAUUUUUCCUUCCUAUACUAAAUUUACUGUUAUAAUGAAAUGUAAUAAAAGUAUUGUGAAGUAGAUCACAUCAAUACUAAGAGCUUUAGUCAAGUAUUGUUUGUUUUUAAAUUGAUUAUGUGAUUAAGCUUUUUCUGUAAGUAGGAGACUGUGUCCUGUUGAACUUUAAUUAAAAUAUUCCUGUGCCAUUACCAACAGUUUAGUUGCUGGACACAUAUCUUGUCCAGCUCAGGUGUAAGUGGGGUACGAGUUGUCCCCGUGAUACAGCUAUGGAUUUUGGAAGCUUCUGAGUACCACAAAAUAUUCUCCUCACUUUAAGCUGGGGGCAUGUUACAAGAGUGACAGUCAAUACUUAGCAUGGAUGGUUUGGUGACAGGGUGGUGCUAAUUGGCUGACUACCCUCUGGUCAAUAGUUUGAAUUUAUGAAUAGUGGGAGAUAGCAUUAGUAGUUUUGCCAUGAAUAUAAGAUACUGGGUUAAGUUUAGUAAUCUGUAAUAUCUUUUCAUAAGUAAACAUUUCUCGCAUCCUUUAGUGAGAGUUUUAAACAAACUGUGAUAUGUAUAAGUAUGUGAUCACAUAUUCCCAAUUUAUUUUUGUCUCUAUAAUUUUAUGUUCAUUUAUAAGUAUUUCUAACCAUCUAAUGGUGGAACCUUUAAUCAUAGAAUUUCAUCUUCAACAUUUAAAUUCAUAUUCCACUUUGUAUCAUAUUAAUUCUGUUUAUAACUUUAAAAAUAUUGUUUUAUAUUCUCAGCUUUAAAAACUACACUUAAGUCAGUUUAAAUAAAGACAACUGAUCCUUUACAUUUAAUAUUCAAUAUAAUAUAUGUUUGUAUACAGUAAUAUUAUAAACAUUGUUUACGAACAUGGAAUUGUAUUUAUAAUUAUUAAACUUAUCCAAAUAAGUUGUUAUCACGUAUGUCAGUUGGGAAACCAUUUUUCCAUAAGAACAUUUUAUAUUUCAUAUUUUUCAAUAUUUCAUUUCAUUUUACGUUAACGACUUUCCUAAAUCUUGUGUUAGGGUAGAGAAAAUAAGAGGUAAAAAAUAUGAACUUUUACUAAAAAAAAAUUGAUAUUCAUUUAAGAGGUUAUAAAACUUGAGCAACACAAUAAAGGCUUCAUAAGCUUGUUGACAAUUCUUUAGUAAAAAUACUUUAUUAAAAAAUCUAAUUAUUUGUGUACAACGGACUUGCAAGUUUACGAAAAGCUUCCCAAAUUGCGUGAAUGUACACUUGAUGCGUUUAGAGUUACAGUAUGUAUAAUUUCAUGAUUAUUAGGUAGUUACAUACAUGUUAUAUAUCAAAACUCUCAUAGAAAACCCUUUUAUCAGGCUGUCAGUUUAUUAGCAAAUUCAAAGCUGUCUUUAACAAAUAUUCAUUAUUUGUGUAAUGUUCCAUAAACCUAACCAAAGGUCUAAUUUAAAUGACUGUAUAUAUCUCCAUUAGAAACUGUAGUUCUAAAUGGACAUCCUUCAUUAUGAACCUUAGGAAUUGCAUUUAACAUACUUUGAUGACAGUCUGAUGGCCUCAUCAUUAAAUAUAUUUGUGUUAUUAUGUUUUUUAAAUUUUAAUAAAUAAUUCUGUAAUAUUAUUUCUCUGUUUUAUAGGAGACUUUUGUAACAUGAUAAAUAUUUUAUUGUCAUUUAAAAUAUUUAUAUUAGAAUUACUGUAUCAGAACUAUUCCAUUACCUUUAUCAAGUUUCAAUAUAACUAUCUUAUCAUUUUUACAAAGACUCCUAAUUGUUAACAGUUCUUUAUUAAGACAACUAUUAUAAAAUGCCCAUUCUCUACUGUCAUAUGUUAUGACAGUUACAUAAUAAUCAACUAUCAAACAUGUAUAAUUAAACACAAAUAUAUUAAACUAUUCAAAUUAAAUAACUGUUCAUACACAAUGUGAAUUUUCUUUUAAAAUAUUCCUUCUCCUGGCACUAUAUAUGAAUGUCUCCCUUUUAAUAGUUCACAGCACUGGCACCAAAUGGAUACAUCUCGGGACUUGACUUGCAAUCUUCUUGAAGUUAUUGACAACAUAAAAACCUAUAGAAUGUACUAGGUCUUUCUGUAGGCACUUAACUGUAGUAAAUCUAUGACAAAAAUCUUCUUGAAGUU
Molecule: messenger RNA, 5160 nt
Organism: Limulus polyphemus (Atlantic horseshoe crab)
Lineage: Eukaryota; Metazoa; Arthropoda; Merostomata; Xiphosura; Limulidae
Product: ventricular zone-expressed PH domain-containing protein homolog 1-like
Exons: 16
Coding region: 155-2986 (943 amino acids)
Biological process (GO): regulation of signal transduction
Cellular component (GO): plasma membrane
Molecular function (GO): phosphatidylinositol-5-phosphate binding
Source: RefSeq, a predicted model, not a curated record